Molecule: messenger RNA, 2455 nt
Organism: Eublepharis macularius
Lineage: Eukaryota; Metazoa; Chordata; Lepidosauria; Squamata; Eublepharidae
Gene: GET3
Product: guided entry of tail-anchored proteins factor 3, ATPase
Exons: 7
Coding region: 265-1311 (348 amino acids)
Biological process (GO): post-translational protein targeting to endoplasmic reticulum membrane
Cellular component (GO): GET complex
Molecular function (GO): ATP binding; ATP hydrolysis activity
Source: RefSeq, a predicted model, not a curated record
GCUGUCGCUAAUCUACCGUAAUAAAACGAGUUUGGGCAAUUCCACGGUCAGCGAGGGGUGUGCUCUACUGUAGAACUUUUGCGUUUUGUGACGUACUGACUAACAUUCGGCAUUUCACAAACGCCUGAGAGGAAGGGCAGAGGAAAAGAAGGCCGGGCUCCUGCGCGCUUUCAUUGCUGGCGAAGGCGCUGCGGGAAGUGCUGCUGCCCGGCCACCCUUUAUAAUGGUGUAGCCGGGCUUCGUGUCACGUGACUUGGUUCCAAGAUGGCAGCGUCAGGGUCUGGCUUAGCGACUGAGACGGAUGAGUUCGAGGACGCGCCUGACGUGGAGCCGCUGGAGCCGACGCUGAGCAACAUCAUUGAACAGCGGAGCCUGAAAUGGAUUUUCGUCGGAGGAAAAGGUGGCGUCGGCAAGACCACUUGCAGCUGCAGCCUAGCUGUGCAGCUCUCCAAAGUACGUGAGAGCGUUCUCAUCAUCUCCACUGAUCCUGCUCACAACAUUUCAGAUGCCUUCGAUCAGAAAUUUUCCAAGGUUCCCACCAAAGUAAAAGGCUAUGACAACCUUUUUGCCAUGGAGAUUGAUCCAAGCCUUGGUGUGGCUGAGCUUCCAGAUGAAUUUUUUGAAGAAGACAACAUGCUAAGUAUGGGCAAGAAGAUGAUGCAGGAGGCAAUGAGUGCCUUUCCUGGUAUCGAUGAGGCUAUGAGCUAUGCUGAAGUGAUGAGGUUGGUGAAAGGGAUGAAUUUCUCCGUGGUGGUGUUUGACACAGCACCCACAGGGCACACGUUACGGCUGCUCAAUUUCCCCACCAUCGUGGAACGGGGACUAGGCCGCCUGAUGCAGAUAAAGAACCAGAUCAGCCCCUUCAUAUCGCAGAUGUGCAACAUGCUUGGCUUGGGAGACAUGAAUGCUGACCAACUGGCCUCCAAGCUGGAGGAGACCCUUCCUGUAAUCCGCUCAGUGAGCGAGCAAUUCAAGGAUCCGGAGCAAACCACAUUUAUCUGUGUCUGCAUUGCUGAAUUCCUGUCCCUGUAUGAAACAGAGAGGCUUAUCCAGGAACUGGCAAAGUGCAAGAUCGACACACACAACAUCAUAGUCAAUCAGUUGGUCUUCCCCGACCCAGAGAAGCCCUGCAAGAUGUGUGAGGCACGGCACAAGAUCCAGUCCAAAUACCUUGAUCAGAUGGAAGACCUCUAUGAAGAUUUCCACAUUGUAAAGCUGCCACUCCUGCCCCAUGAAGUGCGAGGGGCUGACAAAGUCAACACUUUCUCAAGUCUGCUACUGGAGCCAUAUAAGCCACCCAGUGCAAAAUGAGACACUAUGGAUUGGCUCCCAUUGAUGCCCCUGUCAACCAUUCCAUGCCUGCCCUUCCUCACCCCUUUCCUGCUAGAACUCCUCCCCUUCCAGUAGCCUUGUUUACCUCUUGCAAAUAUGUGAUUGAUGGGCUUCUGGUGGGAUUGGAAGAGGCAGAAUUUGGAGUUCCCACAUGUUUCUUCCUUGAUGCUGAUACUUCGUAGGACAUCCCAAAACCAGCCACAGCAUUGGAUCCUCCCCCCAACACACACUGAUCAGCUAAUUCAUUUAAACAUGGGUCAUGGUUUCUCUGUCACUCUGGCUUCUCCUUUUGAUCAUAUCUCCUUGGACUGAGGCCUUUUUGGUUGAGGUCCCAGUCAGGUACUGUGGUGAUAGACUGUCACUCUGUUUACACCAAGGCCAUCAAUCCUAAUGGGAGGUAUGUAAAUAAAGUAUAAGGGAACUAGUUUGCUGCUCUCCUUCAGUCAGACCAUGCUUUUCAUUUCUGGUGGGAGAUCUCAGCAGAGUGUGGAGGACAAAUGGGAGUGCUGUAGAAUGUCCUUUGUAGUAGGAGAAGAUUAAAAGUAUCCAUGCACGUCUUCUGCUUAAAAGUUUUGUUUUCUGAAGGCUAAAAAAGCAUGGAGAAUGAAGAUACCUUGUACUGCUCUUCAGCUUUACAUGAGAGUUGACCAGAAGUGUGGGUUUUGAAUUGUCAUGAACCCUCAGAUUUGCAGGGUUUACACAUGGUUUUCAAGUUCCAUAUAGCUUAAGUAGAUAUAAAGUGAAAGAUCCAUGAUCAGAUCUUCUGAGAUCUUUAAUUUAAAAACAACUUUGGGGUGCUUUGAAGAGGGACUGGGGCACAGGGAGUCUCUUAUUUGGAAACAGCACAGGAGAAAAGUAACUUUUUUUCUUCCCCCAAGCUGUUAGGAGUGGAAAGAUGGGCACCUCAACAAGACUAUAGUUCUAAUUCUGUAACAAUGGAGGAAAUCCUAACUACAACCCAUCAAUUUUGCUUUAAUUCAAGCUGUAAACUGAUACAUAAGGAACUAGCAACUCUGCAUGGUAGUUGAUGGCAAUAUGUUCUGUUACUGUUUCUGUUGUGAAGAUGAACAAAUAUGUGGGAGGGAGCUAGAAGCACAUUAACACAAUAAAGUAUUAUACACAG